AUGGCGCCGCACGCAGAUGGCAACACCGUCGCCGCCAAUGACAGCAUCCUCAAACCGACCGCCCCAACCUUCCAGCCAGUUGCAGCCCUAGCAGAAUCCAAGUAUCACUCGAAAUCGACUGCCGACGCGAUCGAUGCGGAACACAAAUACGCCGCACAUAAUUACCACCCUCUCCCAGUCGUCUUCGCGCGUGCCCAAGGCUCCAGUGCUUGGGAUCCCGAGGGAAAGCAUUAUAUCGACUGCCUAUCCGCUUACUCUGCCGUCAACCAGGGCCAUUGUCAUCCAGAACUUGUCAAAGCGCUUUGCGAACAGGCACAGCGUCUCACUCUCUCUUCGCGCGCGUUCCAUAACGAUGUGUUCCCAAAAUGGGCAGAGAAGGUCAAGGAUGUGUUUGGAUAUGAUAUGGUUCUGCCUAUGAACACUGGGGCCGAAGCAGUAGAGACUGCCAUCAAGGUUGCACGAAAGUGGGCGUACAAGGUGAAGAAGGUACCGGAUGGAAAGGCAUUGGUCUUUGCGGUGGAGGAGAACUUUCACGGAAGAACAAUGACUGCGAUCUCCAUGUCCACCGACCCGGAAUCGAGAGACAACUAUGGCCCAUACGUACCAAAUGUCGGUCCAACGUGCCCCGCGACUGGCAAGUCGAUCAGAUACAACAACGUGUCGGAUGUUGAGGCAGCAUUCGAGGCGCAUGGAAAGGAGACUGCUGCUAUCAUUAUUGAGCCCAUCCAGGGAGAGGCCGGUGUUGUGGUACCUGCAGAUGAUUACCUCACCAAAGUUCAAGCGCUCUGCAAGAAGCACAAUGUUCUUUUGAUCUGUGAUGAGAUUCAAACUGGUAUUGGUCGAACUGGGCGCAUGUUGUGCUCGGAGUGGGCAGGCAUCAAGCCAGAUAUGGUUACUCUAGGAAAAGCCAUUUCAGGUGGAAUGUAUCCAGUUUCAUGUGUUCUUGGAUCUAAGGAGAUCAUGCUUACCAUCGAGCCUGGUACUCACGGGUCGACAUACGGUGGCAAUCCUCUUGGAUGUGCAGUGUCCAUCCGAGCCUUGGAGAUUAUGGAAGAGGAGGGUUUGACGAACCGUGCUGAAAUUCUUGGUAACAUCUUUCGUCAAGGUCUUGCUGACUUGAAAUCGCCAAUGAUUACCACUAUUCGAGGAAAGGGGUUGCUAAAUGCGAUUGUCAUCGACGAGGCAAAGACCAAUGGUCACUCUGCGUGGGAUCUCUGCAUGUUGAUGAAGAGUAAGGGAUUGUUGGCCAAGCCCACUCACCAGAAUAUCAUUAGACUCGCACCACCUCUUGUUAUCAGCGAGGAACAGAUCAAGGAGGCAUUGAACAUUAUCAAGGAGUCCAUCAUCGAACUCCCAGAUCUUCACGGAGAAGCUGAGGCGAAAGUCAUUCCACCUGGAGAGAAGAAUGUCCAUAUCGGGCUGGACGACUAA
Glarea lozoyensis ATCC 20868 is the source of this 1431-nucleotide messenger RNA. Its product is annotated as PLP-dependent transferase. Bases 1 to 1431 code for a protein of 476 amino acids. NCBI's taxonomy places the organism in Eukaryota, Fungi, Ascomycota, Leotiomycetes, Helotiales, Helotiaceae. Gene Ontology annotation, molecular function: pyridoxal phosphate binding; identical protein binding; L-ornithine transaminase activity. The record is from RefSeq and is a predicted model, not a curated record. The transcript has 2 exons. Gene Ontology annotation, cellular component: cytoplasm.